This is a messenger RNA of Gastrolobium bilobum, 750 nucleotides long. RefSeq lists its product as uncharacterized. The transcript has 3 exons. NCBI's taxonomy places the organism in Eukaryota, Viridiplantae, Streptophyta, Magnoliopsida, Fabales, Fabaceae. The record is from RefSeq and is a predicted model, not a curated record. The coding region runs from base 1 to 750 and encodes 249 amino acids.
AUGUGCAAAGUUUUAUCUAGACAAAGUGAAUCAUCAUCAAGAAUUGUUAAGAGAAGAAAAUGUGCAAAGUUUUAUCGAGAAAUGAAUGGAGCAACAACAAUUGCGUAUUUACAUUACAUGAAAUAUUUGAUGAAGCAAGGUGCUAUAGAUGGAUCACACAUUCAUGCCAUUCCUCCUACUAAUGAUCAAACUCGUUUUAUAGGCAGAAAAGGAUACCCAACACAUAAUGUCAUGUUAGUUUGCAACUUUGAUAUGAUAUUCACUUUUGCUGUUGUUGGUUGGCCUGAUACUGCACAUGACACACAUAUUCUUUCAUCUGUGCUUGAAGAAAUGAAAAGUGUGUUCCCUCAUCCUCCUAAAGGAAAGUAUUAUGUAGUAGAUGUUGGAUAUCCUAACAUGAAAGGGUAUCUAGCACCAUUUAAAGGAGAAAGAUAUCAUUUUUCUGAUUUUAGAGGUUGCAGUCAACCACAUGGAUUACAAGAAGUUUUCAAUCAUGCACAUUCCUCACUAAGAAAUGUCAUUGAGAGAACAAUUGGAGUUUGGAAGAACAGGUGGCACAUCUUACGUGAUAUGAAGCCAUUUUCAUUAAUCAAGCAGGAGAAAAUUAUUAUUGCAACAAUAGCCCUUCAUAACUUCAUUAGAAAGUGUGGUGUUGAUGACGAAGAGUUUGACAAGUUGGAUUGUAAUCCUAAUUAUAUUCAUGAGAGUCAAGAAGAAUGUUAUAUUGAUGAAGAAUUGGGUAUCCAUUAG